GAACGGUGGAAUAUUUAUAUACGCUUAUCGAUUUGGUUUAGUUUAGGACUAGUGACUAAAGCCAGUGCUGAGUUCAGUGGGUUGGUGUGAUGCAAUCCCAUUAAAACAUUUAUGCAUAGUGUGACCAUGGUCAAAUACAAUGCAAUCCACUUAACUCCUUGCCGGCUAUGCAUAUUUAAAGAUUUCUUUUGCAGAAUAUCUUUGGAUGAAUUUGCGAAACGCAACUACUGCUGCUCAUCCAUUUGUUUAACAACGAUGCCAACAACAAUGCGAACAAUGCGCAAUUCAUGGCAUUGUUUUUAUUUGCGUGUUGCCCUCUCCGUCGCACUCACGUUCAGCCUCUAUAUGUAUCUCUGGCCCUUUGUUUGUAAUUUCUUUCUCACUUUUUUCGGUUCGUUUUUUAGCCCACUUUCCUGGGCAUCUUUUACUGUUUUUAUUUUUGGUUAGUAAAAUACAGAGAAAUAUUAAUAAAAAUAAAUUCAAGCGCACCGAGUUCAAACCGAAACAAACUUUGCACCAUUUUUGUAUGUAUAUUAUCAACAAUAUAUUCGUGUUUGUGUGCAACUGUGCGAGUGUGUAACCGAAUGUGUGAGUGUGUGAGUGUGUGCGUGAGUUGUGCUUCAUGUAGUCGAGUUGCCCACGUAGUAACUGUAAACUUACUUUAUGACAUUUGCUCGCUUUAUUUGCAUUAACAUUUGAACAUUUUUUACAAUCCGCUUUACAUUUCUUCUCAACUUUGAUUUUUUGUUGAACUCCUCUCCUCUUUGUUUGCCUGAUUUUCGUCACAAUCCGUUUGAGCCUUUGUUUAAAAUCCCAACGGCCUGACCACCACUCAAAAAAUCCCCCACUCCAUUUUCCCCAUCCCAUCCCAUCCCAUCCCCAUGCAUUACUCAAUAAAUUUGCUUUAUUGAGUAAAUAAAUAAAGCGCCAGCGCCAGUGCCGCCAUCGCACUGCAACAUCAAACGUUCGUCCUGGCUGCUGUCCAUCGGUGUUUAUUUUCUGAGCGGCCUCAUAACCCAUCACCCCCACUCCCCGUUCACGGACUCCCACCUUUCGCCUCUUCCCGCUAUUGACACACUCGAAUAAAAAAUUAAAAGAGAAAAGAAAAACGGAAAUAAACGGAGGCUGGCUCUCAGCUGUAUUGGCAUUCCUGCUUAUUGGAUUGUCGGAUCCGCGACAAUAUAAACCUGCAAAACGGCUGCCGAGUUGGCAGAUCACGAAGAACUAAUGGCAAAUAUUUUUUUCACUUUUAAGUCAAAAGUUAUAUCAAUCUGCAACUAUAAAAAAGAGUCAAAGCCAUGGGGAUUUGAGUUUCUAGCUGUUACAGAUUCUACAAAAAAAGUUGUAAGAAUUUUUAUACGCACUCUGAGAGUUGUUAAGCUCAGAAAAAAAAAUGUAGCUACUUCAAAGGGACCUCAAGCACUAAUUUAAUACACUCAAAGAAUAUCAUGAUUAAAAUAACAAAAGAUCAAUAAUUAAAGUUUGAUAACAACUACCUUAACAUAUUAACACAUCUUAGGAAUUUUACGGGCAUUUUAGCUUAUAUUUUAACCAUAACAAACAUAAGUUACAAAAUUAAUUGGUGUAAUAACUAAUACUCUCAACCAGUUAUUUCUAAGAACUGGGGAGCACUAAUGCUUAUUGAUAUAAUUUUUAACAUAAAAGCUCUUUUGGAACUUAAGAAUUUAAAUACUGUUUCUAAACCUAAAACAUAUUUCUAGAAGUCUAAGUCAAUUAAAAUAACCUUUUCAUCAAAUAAAUAAACGUGAGACUAAUAUUAAUUGCAAAGAAGAGUUAAGCUCUAAUUAUUUGGUGACAAAAUUGCUGUAUUUUUAUUUAAAAACAAAAUUCAUAGUCAAAAUAAAAUUCAGUUACCAAAUAAAUAGGUCUAAAUAAUAAAACUGUUAAUUGAAAACUUUUUUCUUAAAGCUAUAUAUAUACGCUACUUCCUCAGAAUAAUGACUUGGGAAUUCUAAGCCGCGAAGACACCAUUCGGAAAUGGAAAAAAUUCGUACAGGUCGCCUGGAUUAAGGCCGAUGCCAAGGCAAUCCUGGCCAUACACGAGCACGUGAUAACCAACAAUGAUCGAUUAUCGGUGCAGCACAACGACUACAACACAUGGACGCUCAACAUACGCAGCGUCAAAAUGGAGGAUGCCGGCAAAUACAUGUGUCAAGUCAACACGGAUCCCAUGAAGAUGCAGACUGCCACCCUAGAAGUGGUCAUCCCGCCAGACAUCAUCAACGAAGAGACCUCUGGAGAUAUGAUGGUCCCAGAGGGUGGAUCCGCCAAACUCGUAUGCCGAGCUCGUGGUCAUCCCAAACCCAAGAUCACGUGGCGACGGGAGGACGGAAGGGAGAUCAUUGCCCGCAACGGUUCGCACCAGAAAACAAAAGCACAAUCGGUGGAGGGCGAAAUGCUGACGCUGUCAAAGAUCACGCGAUCGGAAAUGGGCGCCUACAUGUGCAUCGCCUCCAAUGGAGUGCCGCCGACGGUUAGCAAGCGGAUGAAGCUACAGGUGCACUUUCAUCCGCUGGUGCAAGUGCCAAAUCAAUUGGUCGGCGCCCCGGUCCUCACGGAUGUCACAUUAAUUUGCAAUGUCGAGGCAUCGCCGAAGGCUAUCAAUUAUUGGCAGCGCGAGAAUGGUGAAAUGAUUAUUGCCGGCGAUCGUUACGCGCUCACCGAAAAGGAGAAUAAUAUGUAUGCCAUUGAGAUGAUUCUGCACAUCAAGCGGCUGCAGACGAGUGAUUUCGGUGGCUACAAGUGCAUCUCGAAGAACAGCAUCGGCGACACCGAGGGCACCAUCCGACUUUAUGAAAUGGAGCGUCCCGGCAAGAAAAUCCUUCGCGACGAUGAUCUCAACGAAGUGUCGAAGAACGAGGUGGUGCAAAAGGACACGCGCAGCGAAGAUGGGUCACGCAACCAGAACGGAAGGCUCUACAAGGAUAGGGCUCCGGAUCAGCACCCGGCCAGCGGGAGUGACCCGCUCCUUGUCCGUGGGACAAUGCGGCUAAUCGGGACAUUUCUAUUAGCUUUAUUGGUAUUAUUAGCGGCGAUGGCGAGAGCCGGGCCCACAUUGUCCUGCCGCACAAAAGGUGGCGGACAAAAGAAGGCCAAGAAAACGAGUUUGAACGGGCAGCAGGAUAAGGACGAGGUCAAGGAUGGCCAGGCGGAAAAGUGGAGGAAGUGCUGGGAGAGAUCAACGCGGAGUUGGAGACGGGCAGAGUUGGCAGAGUCGGCAGAGCCCCGGCCCCUCCACCCGUUUUCUUGCCCAUAAGCACACAAGCCAGGAAAAGAGAGCAUUAAUCAAUGGGGAUGUCGAGGAUGCCACCCCUAGGGCUAAUCAUCUACGCCCAUGCUAAUUGCAAAGUUAGGGAGGGGGGCAGCAAGAAGGGGACAGGGCUAAUUGAAUGCAUAUUAAAUCAAAAGGAGGAAGGAGAAACUAAAGUGUCGUAGUUAAGUGGAAAAUAAAACGCGUUUAAAUGUUACCUCGUUAGUGGAAAAUGAUGAAAAGGAUGAAAAACAAACCCCAGCCCCACAAAAGAAAAAUAAACUAUAAACAAUAUCGAGAUUAAAUGGUGUUUGGUUCUUUAAAUGGCUUUAGCUACUCCGAACUAAACAAAAAGUACGACUGUAAAAGGUUAUUUACGUAAUAUAAAUAAUAAAUACGGUAAUGACAUUGAUACGGAUAUUUCUAUAUGUCUAAACAAUAAGUGAAGUUAUUUUGCUAUUAUUCAAGCAUUAAUUCGUUGGGUUUUCUGGAAGAAACAUAAAUAUCUCUAUGUAUUAAGUGUUUAAUCAAGAGUUCUGUAUAUACAUAUAUUUAAGGCCAGCUCAAAGAGACGGAAAUUUUGUGGCUAAAAAGAAAAAUGUUUAGACGAUCUUUGCAAACCGUAAACUGUAAAUAUUUACCCUUAGUGAUUUUGACAAAGUUUCGUUUUUAAAAUAUGGUUCUUGUCUUAAACCCUUUUGUUGUCACUCGUUGUCGUUCUCAUGGCUCAAAAGACUAAUUGCGGACCCUAGAUUUAAGCCAAUUUUGGAAUUCCUUAAAAGUGUGCGUGUGAGUUUUAGAUUAACAGUCAACACUAUUACUAGUUAACU
Messenger RNA from Drosophila gunungcola (fruit fly), 4101 nucleotides. It is a transcript of the gene DIP-beta, whose product is annotated as neurotrimin. The transcript is spliced from 9 exons. The coding region runs from base 2147 to 3277 and encodes 376 amino acids. The record is from RefSeq and is a predicted model, not a curated record. NCBI's taxonomy places the organism in Eukaryota, Metazoa, Arthropoda, Insecta, Diptera, Drosophilidae. Gene Ontology annotation, cellular component: neuron projection.